CGAAAACUGUGGUUAGCAAAAAACAUCUGAGACUCUCACAAAAGAAACCAGUACUAGUCGUCUGUCGCUGAUUAUGAUUUUCAAUAUGUUGAGAUCAUUCAACGGGUCUUGGCCUAUUUAGUUUUCGUACUUUUUUUGUUUUAUUCAUCGAAGUUUAUUUCUACCAUCAACAUCUCACAAGGGAGCAGUUGACGUUGUACGCAGCACCCCUUUCGAUAUAGUUUCGUCCGCCGGAAGCCGGUGACAUUGGAAAACAAUACAAUUAGCAAGUGCUCAUCAAUUAUAGGAGGCAGCUGAGAGAAAGAUUUUGAGGUUUGAGAGCCUUCUGUUGGAGCUCAGCAGCCUGUAAGAAAUGGGUUCAGGACUUCCGGUUUUCCUGCUGAUCACCUGCCUUCAAGUUUUAGUCAUAACAGCGGCGACAGACUCUAAUGACUUAUCUGCUCUAAAUUCUCUGAAGAGUAACUGGAAGAACACACCGCCGAAUUGGAGUGGUUUUGAUCCUUGUGGCGGUAGAUGGGAAGGAAUAGGGUGCACUGGUUCUCGUAUCACCUCCAUAGUACUAUCAGGAAUGGGAUUGUCCGGCACGUUGAGUGGCGACAUCGGCAAUUUUCCAGAGCUGCAAACUCUGGAUUUGUCUCAAAACAAUGGUUUGACAGGAAUUCUCCCACCAGCAAUAGUAAAUCUGAAGAAGCUUGAAAAUCUAUUCCUCGUUGAUUGCAAUUUUAAUGGACCAAUUCCUGACGAGAUAGGAUCUCUAACGCAUCUGGUCUCCUUAUCUCUAGCGUCCAACAACUUCAAUGGACCAAUACCACCUUCCAUCGGCAAAAUGUCUAAUCUUUCUCUGCUGGAUUUAACCGACAAUAAACUCAGCGGGACAAUUCCAGUAUCUGAUGGAACUUCUCCUGGUUUAGAUUUGCUGCUAAAAGCAAGGCACUUUCAUCUGGGGAAAAAUCAGUUAACCGGCGGAAUUCCAUCAAACCUUUUCAGCUCAAAUAUGAGUCUCAUACAUGUGCUUUUUGACAGCAACCAACUCAGCGGCAGCUUUCCUUCUACACUGGAACUUGUACAAACCUUGGAGGCGAUACGUCUAGAUAGGAAUUCAUUAACCGGGCCCAUCCUUCUCAACUUCACCAGUCUCCCAAGUCUUUCCGAGCUGUACUUGUCCAACAAUAAAUUUUCUGGAUCAAUGCCUGACCUCAGUGGCAUGAAGUUCCUCACCUAUGUGGACAUGAGCAACAAUAGUUUUGACGCAUCAUUAAUCCCACCAUGGUUUUCAAGCCUACAAUCCAUGACAUCAUUAAUAAUGGAGCGCACACAGCUUCAAGGACCAAUAAAUGCCACCCUCUUUAGUCCUGCUCAGUUACAGUCUAUAGUAUUAAGUAACAACCAGCUUAAUGGUACCUUGGAUUUGGGCACCAACUAUGGGAGCCAACUGCUACUCAUUGAUUUGCAGAACAAUUCCAUUAGUGAGUUUGCACAAGGAACAGAAUACAGCAAAGAAUUAUUGCUUCUUGGUAAUCCGUUUUGUCAGAAGGUGCCGUCUUCAGAAAACUGCAUAGUUCCCCAACAGCCAAAUUCUUCAUAUGCUACACCAAGAGAAAAUUGUGUGGCUCGUUCUUGCAAUGCCCAGCAACUUCUCAGUCCAAACUGUAACUGUGCAAAUCCAAUAACAGGAAUUCUACACUUCAGAUCAUUUUCCUUCUCAGACUUUCAAAAUGGAAGCUAUUAUACUCUUCUCCAGUCUGCAAUGAUGGAAUCUUUCAAUUCCGACCAACUUCCCGUUGAUUCAAUUUCUCUAAGUGUUCCAUUGAAGGAUGCUUAUGAUUACCUUGAAGUGAGGCUGGAUGUUUUUCCAUCUGGCGUUUACGUUUUCAACCGGACAGGAUUUUCUGUCAUUACAUCUCAGCUCAACAACGUAACUUUUGUCAAACUCCCAGAUGCUUUUGGACCCUUCUUUUUCACUCUUAAUACCGACAAUUACUUUACCGGUUCGAACAAGUCAUCAAGUACUGGGAUUAUCAUUGGAGCAGCCGUAGGUGGUUCUGUACUUAUGCUACUCUUACUCAUGGCUGGAGUUUAUGCUUUCCAUCAACGGAAAAAGGCAGAUCAAGCUACUCAACUAAUGAAUCCAUUCGCAUCAUGGGACCAAAAUAAAGCCAGCGGAGCCGCUCCCCAGAUAAAAGGAGUGCUAAGUUUCUCUUUUGAGGAGCUUAAAAAAUGCACCAACAAUUUUUCUGAGGACAACGCUCUUGGAUCUGGGGGAUAUGGGACGGUUUAUAAAGGAACUCUUCCCACUGGUGUGCUAGUUGCCAUUAAAAGAGCUAAACAAGGAUCAUUGCAGGGUAGUCAUGAGUUCAAAACUGAGAUUGAGCUUCUAUCAAGGGUUCAUCACAAGAAUCUUGUCAGCCUGUUGGGUUUUUGCUAUCAGUUAGGUGAACAGAUGCUGGUCUAUGAGUACAUUAAAAAUGGUACUCUUACAGACUGUAUUUCAGGUAAGUCAGGCUUCAAGAUAAGUUGGACGAAGAGACUCGGAAUAGCAAUUGAUUCAGCUAAAGGUAUUGCGUAUUUGCAUGAGCUUGCCAAUCCACCCAUCAUACACAGGGACAUUAAGUCCACUAACAUCCUCCUAGAUGAUCAGCUAAUUGCAAAAGUUGCUGAUUUUGGUCUAUCGAAACCCGUGGACAAUAAUGAAGUUCAUGUUUCUACUGGAGUCAAAGGGACAAUGGGCUACUUGGAUCCUGAAUAUUUCAUGUCCGGACAGUUGACUGAGAAAAGUGAUGUUUAUAGCUUCGGAGUGGUAAUGCUGGAGUUAGUUACUGGUCGAAAACCAAUAGAACACGGGAGCUAUGUUGUGAGAGAGGUGAAAACAGCUAUGGGUAACCAGAGGACAAAAGAUUCAAGCAACCUAGAUGCCAUCCUUGAUCCUGCUCUCGAUCCGGGAAAACCACUGAAAGGCUUAGAGAUGUUUAUUGAUCUGGCGAUUAGGUGUGUCGAAGAAUUGGCAGCCAACAGGCCUACAAUGAAUGAGGUGGUUAAAGAGCUUGAGAACAUCCAGCAGCUGGCUGGUUUCAAUGGCAAUGCUGAAAUGGUAUCCACCUCAACAACUUACAGUGAGACAACAGAAGGGAGUUUUUACCACGAUUAUAACAAAAAGGCCUUCUUCGAGUACAGUGGAACCUUUCCACAUUCUGAGAUGGAGCUUCAGAAAUAAUUUUUCAUUACACUCAGAGUGUUGAACAUAAACCUCUUGCAGUUUCUUUGGAUCAAGCACAUCACUUACCUUCAACAUUUUGAUGCUGUUGUUGUAUAUAGCGGGAUGAGAACACACAAAUACCUUCCCUCUCUGUUAAAACAUGCAGAAGCAUAGAUCUCUGUAGUUUGCCAGUCUCCAUGUGGAGAAUGUACCUUUGCAUGAAGUGAAGUUUGAGAUUUUUUCACAUUUCCAAUGAUUUUACCCUAAGAAAAUCAUGCUAGGAUUUCUUUGUCUA
This is a messenger RNA of Populus euphratica (Euphrates poplar), 3488 nucleotides long. Its product is annotated as probable leucine-rich repeat receptor-like protein kinase At5g49770. Lineage: Eukaryota; Viridiplantae; Streptophyta; Magnoliopsida; Malpighiales; Salicaceae. The transcript is spliced from 19 exons. Gene Ontology annotation, biological process: protein phosphorylation. Bases 353 to 3211 code for a protein of 952 amino acids. Gene Ontology annotation, molecular function: protein kinase activity; protein binding; ATP binding. The record is from RefSeq and is a predicted model, not a curated record.